AUGGCGACCACCAUUUAUAAAAACAAUUCCUGUUUCUCUCUCUCUCUCUCUCCCCCUCGCAAAUAUAUUCAUUGGACCUUACAUGUUAGUCUUUGUUUUCGUACAGAUGCCUGUUUGAUAGACUGUAGCUUCGCUGAGGCAGACCUCCGCUCAGCACAUCUUCAGACUGCUGAUCUUACCAAUGCCAAUUUAGAAGGAGCGAAUCUAGAAGGAGCCAAUUUAAAGGGAGCAAAGUUGGGUGGUGCAAAUAUGAAAGGUGCAAAUCUUCAGAGGGCUUACUUAAGGCAUGUUGAUCUACGUGAUACUCAUUUGUUGGAUGCAAACCUUGGGGGUGCAAAUUUGCUUGAUGCAAUCAGGUGAGAUGGAGGCAGCCCUGUAGACUCGAUAUAAAUUUGCCCCUUGUAUGUGUAUCUGAAAAAUUCUUUUGUAUGUGGGACUCCACUAAUAAUUGUAGAAAGGAAAAAUGAAAUUGUGAAUUUGUGGAUUAUAUGAUAUUGUAAAGCCAAUCUGAACAUGGAGAAAUUGCUUCAAUUCCGCGACUUUUAAGAAACUCAUUCUAUUA
Molecule: messenger RNA, 562 nt
Organism: Macadamia integrifolia
Lineage: Eukaryota; Viridiplantae; Streptophyta; Magnoliopsida; Proteales; Proteaceae
Product: FH protein interacting protein FIP2-like
Exons: 5
Coding region: 1-360 (119 amino acids)
Source: RefSeq, a predicted model, not a curated record